This is a messenger RNA of Penicillium nucicola, 1020 nucleotides long. RefSeq lists its product as uncharacterized. The transcript is spliced from 3 exons. The record is from RefSeq and is a predicted model, not a curated record. Lineage: Eukaryota; Fungi; Ascomycota; Eurotiomycetes; Eurotiales; Aspergillaceae. The coding region runs from base 1 to 1020 and encodes 339 amino acids.
AUGAUUCUAUUCACCCUUGUUCUAAUUGCCACGACGUGGCAAAUAGCUCUUGGUACUUCAGAUGCCUGCUCAAGCAGUGUAACUAUUUCCAAUCAAAGUGAUGCCGACAAUCUGACAAGUUGUGACACCUUCGAAGGGAGUAUCACAGUCUCUUCUUCGGCGACUGGCGCAAUUACACUUAACAAUGUGGAAGAGAUCAAGGGUUCAUUGAUUGCAGAAGGUGUAUCGGGACUCACGAAGCUCAUCGCUCCUGAUUUGGACACUAUUGAAGGAACAUUAACUAUUAGCAACCUCGCUUCAUUUGAUACCCUCACUUUGAGUACGCUAUCACGCGUGUCUUCGGGUAUGACCAUUGCAGACAACCCAAAACUGAAAGCUAUUGGGUUUGCAGAGCUGGAGGAAAUUGAUGGGUUUUUGGAAAUGACAGGCUCAUUUACAAGCGUGGCGCUUCCUGCACUCAAUCAAGCCAAAGGACAAACAGCAAUUCAAGGAGCCAGCUCUAUGUCAUGCAGCAGCUUGAACCGAUUACAAUCCCAGGGUGUUUUCCAAGGGAGCUAUUCGUGCACCACGGCCUCAGCAGGUCUCAGUGGAGGAGCCAAGGGCGGGAUCGCAGUCGGCGCGAUUUUGGGUGUUAUUCUGCUUCUUUUGGCUCUAUGGUUCGUGAUUCGGCGGCGGCAAAAACGAAGAUCUGGGUAUGCUGAGCCGACUGGUUCGUUUGCAUCAGCUCCCAUACAAGUCGAAAAGGCUUCACCUCCCGACAAACACGUAUCAGCAGAAAGUGAGCCGCAGAAUAUUAUGCCUCGAAAACCAGUGGGAUCGGCCAUACUUUUGGACAGCCAAUCAAUCCAUGAGGCUCCUAUAGCGGCCACGCCUGUCCACGAAUGUCACGAAUUGGAUGCGGGGCUAGUCUUUAGCUCUCAUCAGCGACCAAUAUACACCGAGCAGGACAAAACUAAGGACCCAGUGACGAAAGAAAAUGAGUUAGGAGAACAGGAGAAUGGUCAUUCAAGACGGUCAUGA